Messenger RNA from Cercopithifilaria johnstoni, 1092 nucleotides. NCBI's taxonomy places the organism in Eukaryota, Metazoa, Nematoda, Chromadorea, Rhabditida, Onchocercidae. The record is from the annotation of a GenBank genome assembly.
AUGGAAACGAAUAACGCAAGAAAUAAACAAAGUUUUGGGAGCGAAAAAGGAUUGAUUGGCCACAGUGAAGAAGAUAGACGAUAUCAUUUAUCAAUUGUUGCUUAUGUUAAUAAAUUAAAUACUACUUGGAAGGCUACCUAUAAUCGUUUUGCUUCUCGAGCAAUAAGUAAACAUGAAAUAUCUGUAUUGGCUCAAAGAAAUAACAAAAUAAAUCAGGAAUAUCUUCUUGGUGAUACAAUUGAGCAUAUAAAUUUAUUAAAAAGCAAGAAAUUACACUUGCCACAACAAUUUGAUGCUCGUUUACAAUGGCCAAACUGUUGGUCCGUUCAUCAGGUAGCUAAUCAAGGUGGUUGUGGAUCAUGCUGGGCAAUAUCAGCAGCAUCUGUAAUGUCCGAUCGUUUAUGUAUAGCAACAAAUUCUAGCAAUCAAAAGCAAAUCUCUGCAGAAGAUCUUAUAUCAUGUUGUGCGGAAUGUGGCGGAUGCCAAGGAUCACAUUGGGCACUAUCACCAUUCAUCCAUUGGCGAAACUAUGGCCUCGUAACAGGUGGUGAUUAUGGUAGUUUUGAAGGUUGUAAACCAUAUACUACUAUACCAGAUUGUGGUAGUCCAUGCUCAUUUGAAUACUAUCGAAAGAAAGUAGCAUCAGUUUGUCAAAAAACUUGUCAACCACUUUAUGGUCAUAGCUAUGAAGAGGAUCUUAUCACCAGUGAAAAAGCUUAUUGGAUUCGAGCAGAAAAAGGUAACAAUGGAAUUAAUUCAUCCGUACAAGAAAUCAUUCAAAAAACCAUUGGAAAUGAUGAUCAAACGGAAUUAAUUAAACGUGAAAUUUAUUUAUAUGGACCAAUACUUGCAUGUUUUACGGCACGAGAGGAUUUUCAGCAUUAUGAUUCAGGAAUUUAUCAAACGACUAAUAAUUCAACAAUUUCAAAAGAACUUUAUGGACAUUGCGCUAAAUUAUUAGGUUGGGGAGAAGAGAAUAACAUUAAAUAUUGGCUUUAUAUGAAUACAUGGGGAAGAAAUUGGGGUGAUUAUGGUUUUUUCCGUGUAAGUGAAACGGAAUUACCUGAAGAAGCAAUUGCCGGUUUGCCGUAA